AACAAGAGAACGGCACACAGCCCCGUGUUUGAACGAUCUUCUCAGAUCCCCGGCGUGACUCACUACGCCGUGAGUGAUGCCGUAAGGGGUCCCGUAAAGGGUCCCGUAGUGGAUCCCGUAUGAGAUAUUCUUAAAAGUCGAAGCAGCCCAAAGUUAUGAUUCUGGGUUUUGAAUCUAUCACACCAAGCUGACAUGUAGAAAUUCGACUACUUACACUCUCUUGCUUUACUACAUCACUGCCCGCGAUGCGACCUCCAGACGAUACGCCCGCUUCUUCUGCCGCUACCGCGGUGUCGGUACAUUCCAUCGCCAACGAUUCUGCAAUUCUAGAAAAAAAUGAACAGCCAAGAAGCCCCCGUGCAAUCGCGCCCUCAAGAAGUGCAGGAUGUUGAAAAGCAAGAAGUGGAAAAUAGCGAACCCACCGUCGAUGCUGCUGCCGCCGAUGCCGACCAGCAGUAUCCUGCCUUCUGGAAAUUGGUCCUCCUGUUAAUCGCCCUUUGCAUGGCCAUGCUCGUCGUGUCCUUGGACAGUACCAUUCUCGCCACCGCCAUCCCCCGAAUCACCAACGAUUUCAACUCCCUAGAUGAUGUUGCUUGGUAUGGGAGUUCGUACCUAUUCGCUGUCUGCGCACUACAGUUGAUGUUCGGUAAAUUUUACGUCAUGUACUCCGUGAAAUGGGUGUUUUUGGUGGCCGUCUUCGUUUUCGAGAUUGGCUCCCUCAUCGCCGCCGUUUCUCCGUCUUCAGCUGUCCUGAUCGUUGGGCGAACUGUCUCUGGUUUGGGUGCCGCCGGUAUCUUUGCGGGGGCUAUCAUUAUUUUGGCAACUAAUAUACCCCUGAGACUGCGACCCAUUUACACCGGUUUCUUGUCGAGUAUGCACGGUAUCGCCAGCGUGGCUGGUCCUAUUUUGGGAGGUGCUUUUACCGACCAUGUAACAUGGCGGUGGUGUUUCUACAUUAACCUUCCUCUUGGCGGUCUUACCAUUCUGUUCCUCAUUCUCUUUUUACCAGACAAGCCACCAGCGCAACCCGGUUUGCCCUUCAAGGAACAGGUUAAGCAGUUCGAUCUUCCCGGCAGCUUCUUCCUGAUCCCUUCUGUCAUCUGCCUUCUCCUUGCCUUGCAAUGGGGUGGUGCAACAUAUUCUUGGAGCGAUGGCCGAAUUAUCGCGUUAUUUGUCGUAUUUGGUGUCCUUGCUAUCAUCUUCUGGAUCGUCGAACUCUGGCAGAAUGACCGAGCCACCGUUCCCUUGCGAGUCCUAAAGAACAAGAAUAUCAUCGGCGCUGUGUGGUAUGGUGUGUGCAUGGGCGCUGCUCUCUUCAUCUUUUCCUACUACCUCCCGAUCUGGUUCCAGGCAGUGAAGGGAGUUUCAGCUACUCAAUCUGGCAUUGAUAACUUACCCAGCAUCCUUGGUCUCGUUGUCUUUUCCAUUAUUGGUGGAGGUCUUGCCACCGUGUUGGGCUUGUAUACACCGUUGCUCAUUGCUUCUUCGGCCAUCACUGCGGUUGGAGCUAGCCUUCUCAGUACUCUCAAGGUUGAUUCUACCAUCGGAUAUUGGUUUGGGUACCAGAUAAUAGUUGCGGCUGGUGCGGGUCUAGGCGCCCAGAACGUCAUGCUCGUUGCCCAGGUUGCCGUCCCUAUGGCUGAUAUGCCUAUGGCUAUCUCGAUUUUAACCUUCACGCAGUCGCUAUCUUCGUCUAUCUUCCUGGCUGUGGCCCAGAACAUCUUUCAAAACCAGCUGAUCAAGAAUCUAGUUAUCCGAGCCCCCGAAGUCGGAUCCGCUUCUGUUAUUAGGGGUGGUGCCACCGCACUGAGGGAUACUGUCUCGCCCGAGCAGUUGCCUGCCGUAUUAGAAGCGUACAACGAUGCCCUCACGCAAACAUUUUACGUCGCUGUUGCCGUUAGCGCUCUGUCCAUCAUUGGGCCCAUUUUCAUGGACUGGCUUUCCUUAAAGCAGCCAGGGACGAAACCUUCAGAGGACGUCCAGGAGGCUUCCGUGAACGACCAGCCUACCGAGAACGAGCCCAAGAACGGCCCAUAAUACUUUAAGCGAAUAUGCAUCAUAGAGUUAUGGGUUUUGAAAUAAGUACAUAUUUCCAUACAGUAUUACAUAUUUUUCUAUUAUUUUUUAACAUUUAUCAUUUUUAUUACUAUCGCAUACUUAACAUCUAACAUACUAUAUUUGGCAAAAGGAGAUGUAUUUUAGAUAUUCAUGUUAAUAGAUGGGUUGGUUAUUUGAAUUGGCUAUUAAGGGAGCAGAAAUCAGCGUAAAUAAUUGCUUUACUGUUAGUAAUCAUAGAAUAAGCUUCCGCUGGAAGAAUCUGGCCGUAUGGCCUUGAUAAACCAUGCUCAGGAUUGGGUAAAGCUGAAUUUAUUAGUCCCUCGUCGAUUUGAACCAACC
Molecule: messenger RNA, 2397 nt
Organism: Daldinia loculata
Lineage: Eukaryota; Fungi; Ascomycota; Sordariomycetes; Xylariales; Hypoxylaceae
Product: MFS transporter
Exons: 3
Coding region: 337-2037 (566 amino acids)
Biological process (GO): transmembrane transport
Molecular function (GO): transmembrane transporter activity
Source: RefSeq, a predicted model, not a curated record